Molecule: messenger RNA, 2108 nt
Organism: Mugil cephalus (flathead mullet)
Lineage: Eukaryota; Metazoa; Chordata; Actinopteri; Mugiliformes; Mugilidae
Product: midnolin-like
Exons: 7
Coding region: 226-1659 (477 amino acids)
Cellular component (GO): nucleus
Molecular function (GO): protein binding
Source: RefSeq, a predicted model, not a curated record
GCGUGGGCGUGGCUUGCUCUCACAGGGUUGUGGCGUUUUACGCUCCGAGGAGUAGAGCUGCGUCUGUCACGACCACAAAGAGGACCCGUCCCAGUAACUGUUGUGUUAAAAUUAGGGAUGCUCCACGCGGAGGAGGAAUAGAAUAGAAACAUAAACUCGUCGCACUAGAUUCCAGCGAAUCUGAAUCUGAUUUUAACCCGGGCAUUUUCCUGUCGGCGUGUCUGAAUGGAGCAGCGGCAGCAGCAGCGGGGUCUCUGUAGCUUGUUCGCCCCUUCCCAGUCCGCAGGCUGUGGGGCUGGGGUCCCCACCGGGCAGCCCUCCAUGCGUUUGUUCAUCACCUCCACCACCGGCAGCCCCGUGGAGCUCACUGUCCCCCGCGGAGAGACUUUGGAGGGUCUGAGGACGCGCAUCUCACAAAAACUUGGACUGCAAAAACACAGGAUCGUCCUCCUGCAUAAACACAGGCACCUGACUGCAGGGAAACUGUUGGACCUGGGUGUAACAGAUGGCAGCAAGCUGACCCUGGUCCCAGCCAUUGAAGCUGGUUUAGUAUGUUCAACCACCAGAGCUGAGAGGACUGCAAUGGACGUGUUGGAAAGUUUAACAGAAGUCCAGAUCAAUGACUUCCUGUCGGGGCGUUCGCCUCUGACUAUUAACCUUGGAAACGGUGCCCAGAUGAUGUAUGUGCAGCUCCAGCUGUCUGCUCAGGAUGUGAAGGAGCUGCAGCAGGAAAGGGACUCGAGGGCUCCGAGCUGCGGCGGGCGUCAGACUGGGCUGCUGAGCCACGCUGCCUCUGCCUCUGCCUCAGCACGACAGUCCAACAGCAUCUCGCAGACCUCCUCGCAGGCCCCGGAGUCUACACCUUCAGUCCAGUGCAGCUCUCAGAAACCCAGGACUCCCUUUAACUCCGCAGCUCACAUUUCCCACUCAUCGGCUGGUCCCCCAGUGAACUGUCACCAUCCCUCAUCUCUGCCUCAUUCCCACUCGGCAUCUCCUCUUUCAGCACCUUCUUUGCCAUCUGGUUGUCCACCUCCCAGCUCUCCUUUAGAAGCAGCCACACCGGUCUGUUCGUCUGGUCCCACCGGCUCCACCUCAGGACCCCCAAGCCCAACACCAGCAUCAACCUUCACAGAGAGCAAUAUUAAUCCUUCAUCCACUGCAGAGGUGCGAAAGCCGCCAGGAGCAGUCAUAGAGAGUUUAGUCAGUCACUCUCCGGGGGUCUUCUCUGGGACGUUUUCUGGGACACUGGCCCCUUGCAGUCAGAGCGGCAUCACUCAUCCUCGACGUGGCAUCGCCAUCAUCCUGCAGAUCCUCAACGACCUCCUCAGCGCCGCCUGCCACCACCAGAGGGCUCCAGCGGCUCCUCCUCUACCUCAUUGUUCUGCUUCAGACGUCCUCCCGGUCAACACGCUGCUCACGGCGCAGGAGUCCUGCAAAGUCAGGAGACGACCGCCGGUAAUCCAGAGGACAGAGCAGCUCAGUAAAGCUCCAGGUGACGACGGUCACCAGCCACAUACGUCCACUGAGGAAAAUCAGACUCUUCAAAAUAAGCUGGAGCGCCUCCAGUUUUUGUUGCAUCAGAGGCGUCUUCGCAGGCGGACUCGCACAAACUCCCCACAAACCUCCCACCCGUACCAGCAUCGCCACCACCGGCCCUAGCUGAAUGGAAAAGAUCCUCUCACUGUGACAGACAACAGAGCUGACCUCUGAACUUCCGCUGCAGGUGAAACACCUGUGGAGCGCUUUGUUGGUAUUUUCAACACUGUGGGCAUUUCAUGAAAGCGUAAAAGAUCCGUGUAGUCUGAUUCCUGUAUCUGUCUCUGUACUGAGCAUGAUAUGUAACCUGAACCUGUCCUUCAGGGACGCCUCCAUUCAGUGUGUAGCAUAAUGUCACAAAAACAUCUACUGUAUAUGUUCAUGUUAGAUGUCUGUGUUUCGUCAAAGAACUCUUUGUGUCUGUUUCUUUGUGUAUUCCAAUGCCUUAUAUUCCUUGAAUGUAAACUGUGUUUUUUGUGUGUUUUUUCGUCCAAAAUAUUUUAAUUAUGCAACGAUUAAAACAUAAACCCAACAAAGGAAACGUUUGCAAAGAAUAAAGGGGAAAAACUUUA